Molecule: messenger RNA, 1154 nt
Organism: Pristis pectinata (smalltooth sawfish)
Lineage: Eukaryota; Metazoa; Chordata; Chondrichthyes; Rhinopristiformes; Pristidae
Gene: ran
Product: RAN, member RAS oncogene family
Exons: 7
Coding region: 113-763 (216 amino acids)
Biological process (GO): protein import into nucleus; ribosomal subunit export from nucleus
Cellular component (GO): nucleus; cytoplasm
Molecular function (GO): GTP binding; GTPase activity
Source: RefSeq, a predicted model, not a curated record
GCCGCCCCCCGCCGGCGGGAGCGCGCCGGGCUGGGUCACGUGGUGCGGGCAGCGCGCUAUUAGAGGAUCGGGCGUCCAUUUUGAGCGGAGACUCUUCUGGAAGGUGCGAACCAUGGGAGACCAGGGAGAACCUCAAGUUCAGUUCAAGCUUGUACUCGUAGGAGAUGGCGGCACUGGUAAAACAACUUUUGUGAAGCGCCAUAUGACUGGUGAAUUUGAAAAGAAGUAUGUAGCAACUUUGGGUGUUGAAGUUCACCCAUUAAUGUUCCAUACUAACAGAGGUGCCAUCAGAUUUAAUGUGUGGGAUACUGCUGGUCAAGAGAAAUUUGGUGGUCUCCGGGAUGGUUAUUAUAUUCAAGCUCAAUGUGCCAUUAUCAUGUUUGAUGUAACUUCACGGGUGACUUACAAGAAUGUGCCUAACUGGCAUAGAGAUUUGGUGCGAGUGUGUGAAAACAUCCCCAUUGUGCUGUGUGGCAACAAAGUUGACAUUAAAGACAGAAAAGUGAAGGCAAAAUCUAUUGUCUUCCACAGGAAGAAAAAUCUUCAGUACUAUGACAUUUCUGCCAAAAGCAACUACAACUUUGAGAAGCCAUUCCUGUGGCUUGCCAGGAAACUCAUUGGAGAUCCCAAUUUGGAGUUUGUUGCUAUGCCAGCUUUGGCACCACCAGAGGUUCAGAUGGACCCUGCAUUAGCAGCACAAUAUGAAGAGGAGCUCAAGGUUGCUCAAGACACUGCAUUGCCAGAUGAAGAUGAUGACCUGUGAAUUGAUGGCUGGAGUCGAACACAGCAGCCUAGUUUUAUAGGCAGCUGUCCUGUGAUGCAGUGUUUGCCAGUUAAUUAGCUGAACAGAGCUUAAGUGCUUAUAAUCUUUAGGAGGCUAAAGGAGUUGAAAUUGGGAGUGAAUGCUGUGCAGUAUGACAAUAUUCUUCACAUUUAGACCUGUGUACUUGAUACUAAAACUGUUGAUAAACUGCAACAUUUGAGUGAUGCAUAAUUUAAUUUAUGAUACUGGUAAAAUCACAAUACAUCGUUUCAAGUUGUAUGUUAAUGUCAUUCCUACUUUUUGUUAACUUUUUGUUUAGAUCAUAGUUGAUCUUAAUAAAGUUGUAUUCCAAAUGUCUCCAUGAAUUGUGGCAUUAAAGUGCUCAGCAUUA